Ctenocephalides felis (cat flea) is the source of this 1463-nucleotide messenger RNA. RefSeq names its product zinc finger protein OZF-like. Gene Ontology annotation, molecular function: RNA polymerase II cis-regulatory region sequence-specific DNA binding; DNA-binding transcription factor activity, RNA polymerase II-specific. Gene Ontology annotation, biological process: regulation of DNA-templated transcription. The transcript has a single exon. The record is from RefSeq and is a predicted model, not a curated record. NCBI's taxonomy places the organism in Eukaryota, Metazoa, Arthropoda, Insecta, Siphonaptera, Pulicidae. The coding region runs from base 65 to 1351 and encodes 428 amino acids.
UAUUAUUUAGAAUACGAAUAGUCUUUAGAUAAUUAGUGAGUACAAGCAGUGAAAAUAUUUCAAAAUGUCAGAAGAAAUAUUUAAGUCUAUGAAUGAUCAAGUCUAUGAGGCAAUUAUUAAAAUUGAACCACCAGAAUAUUCAACAGGGGACAUUAAACUCGAAAUUGAAGAUGAAUUUGAUGCCCUUGAUGUUACUGUUAAAUCUGAAUCGUUUACUGAAGACGAUGAUACGUGUUUAGAAAGAUUCAUGAAUUCCGAGGUGACAAUUAAAGAUGAAGUCAAACAGGAGUCUUUUGAUUGUGACAUUUGUAAUCAAUCAUUUGCAGAAUCGCAUCAUCUAACAAAGCAUAUGGUCGAUCACAUGCCUAGCGAUAGUAAAGAACAAGCCAUCAAAUGUGAAAUCUGUCAAACGACUUUCAAACAAUCAUUUGCUUUUAAAAAUCACAUGCACUAUCACAAUGAUAAUCCUCAAACGUCACGUGAAUGCAAAGAAUGCAAUAAGACAUUCAGUAAUUUAAGUAGUCUGAAAAGGCACAUGCUGAUACACACUGGUGAGCGUCCCUAUGAAUGCAAUGUAUGCAAAAAGACAUUCAGAAGUUCAACUAGUAUGAAAGUACACAUGCUAAUACACAAAGGUAUACGUCCCCAUGAAUGCAGCAUAUGUAAGAAGACAUUCACACAUUUAAAUAGUAUUAGAAAACACAUGCUCACUCACAAUGUUAAGCCUCAAACGUCAUAUGAAUGCAAAGAAUGCAAUAGGACAUUCAGGCAUUCAGGUAAUCUGAAAAAACACAUGCUGAUACACAAGUCGAUUCAUAAAGAAGCCCUGUCCUAUGAAUGCAAUAUAUGCAAUAAGACAUUCAACCAAUUCCGUCGUUUGAAACAUCACACGCUCAUUCACAGUGGUGAACGCCCCUUUGAGUGCAGUUUAUGCGAUAAGACAUUCAUGGAAAGAAAUACUCUAAAAAUUCAUAUGAAAAUUCACAAUGAUGAGCGCUCCCACAAAUGCAGUAUUUGCAACAAGACGUUCAAACAUUCAAGUACUCUAAAAGAGCAUAUGAAAAUUCACAGUGGUGAGCGCCCGCAUGAGUGCCAUAUAUGCAAGAAGACAUUUAGAACUUUAAGCAAUAUGAAAAGUCAUAUCUUGUUGGUGCACAAUGGAGUACGCCCGUAUGAAUGCAAUAAAUGUAAUAAGACAUUCACACGAUCACGUCAUCUAAACAAUCACAUGCUGAUUCAUAGUGAAGAGCCUCCUUAUAAAUGUGAUAUAUGUAACGAGGAAUUUACUCAAUCGAAUGAUUUGGGGAAACACAUGGCACUUCAUAGUGGGAAGAGUGAUGAAAAUCAAUGAAAUAUUAAUCCAAAUAUGAUUGUUUUAUAUUGUUAUUUUUAAUGAUACACAAAUGGUAUCACAAAUCAAAUUAGGUAUUAUAUAAUGUUUGUAAUAUAACAAAUGAUUUUGU